GACGAAAGCUGUCCUCAAUUAUUUCCAAGGCUAGGAGAAGAGGCCACCACCACCCUACGGAAACACUCCAAGAACCACACAUUUCCCACUGUUGGGGAUUCCAAGGAAGAUAACUCGGAUGAUAUAAGAAAGACCCAGCAAACCUUCUCAGGAAUCAAAAUCAAGCAAACCACAACUCUUCAACCGAAUCCAACCCCCCAGACACCACCAUGGAGGAACUCGAAACCUUCACUCAGCUCCCAAUCCGCAUGGAUCCCGCCUCCAAAGCCAUCUCCACAACCUCCUCCUCGCGAGCUUUGAAUGAAGAAUUGGUAACCCUCAACCAGCUGCACAAAGCGCUCCUCACCCUCGAAUCCCCCGUCCCGCCUCCCCCAGUUCCAGUAAAUCAAAAACGCUCCGCGCAAAUCACCAAGCUACGAGAAUCCGGCAACGGCGAGUUUCGCAAAGGCAAGCACCAAGAUGCUAUCCGAUAUUACGGUUUAGGUUUACAAAUGGCGUUGAGCAGGCCGUUGUGGGAACCAAGUGGGUUGGUGAGAGAUGAGGUUGCGGGAUUGUAUGCGAAUCGAGCGCAGGCGCACAUGGCGUUGCAGAAUUGGGUUGAGGGCGCUGUGGAUGCGGAGGCGAGUGUUGAGGCGAAGAAGGCGGGGAAUGCCAAGGCGUGGUGGAGGAAGGGGAAGUGUUUGAUGGAGAUGGGACGGAUGGAGGAGGCUAAGGAUUGGGUUGGUAGAGGCCUGGAGAUGGAGGGGAAUGAGGCGGAUUUGGUGGGCUUGUUGAAGGAGAUUACGGAGAAGAUGAAGAAGAAGGCAUAAAGGGCGGCCUGGGCUUGAGGGAAGGGUACUGCAUUAGUGGAGUUUGGUGUUCUUGUAAUACUAUCUGUUUGGUAGGAUCUGCGCCCUUACAAUUGAACUUUUUGCCUGUGGCCGACGCCCGGCUCGACAACUGUGGCUUUCCUCUCUCAGAAUUCUGGUCGGUUCCCAGCCAAACCGCCCUCUUCGGUCCAAUCUUCAAACCAAGCUCAC
Messenger RNA from Hyaloscypha bicolor E, 1019 nucleotides. RefSeq lists its product as uncharacterized. The transcript has a single exon. NCBI's taxonomy places the organism in Eukaryota, Fungi, Ascomycota, Leotiomycetes, Helotiales, Hyaloscyphaceae. The record is from RefSeq and is a predicted model, not a curated record. The coding region runs from base 210 to 809 and encodes 199 amino acids. Gene Ontology annotation, molecular function: protein binding.